AGUCCCAUUGAUGAGCCGAGGAGUAGAGUUAUGGAGAGGAUUUCAAGCUGACUACAGUAGUUUAACCACCGGUAAACUUUAUUGAUUGAUCUAUAAACCGCAGUUGUAAAUCCCGUGAGAAACGCGGAUGCUAAACGUUACGUUAUACAGAUUUAGUAAAUAAACUGUCUCCCUGACUUUGUCGUUACGGUCAUCCUUGCUGUGACACUACCCUAAGAGCAAGGAUGCCACCAAAAAGGCGAAAAAGUGCAAGAAGCAGCGCAGGUAGUGAAGGGAGAGGUAAAGGUACAGAUAAAGGUCACCCUGAAGAUAUCUUCCCUCUGGUCCUGACAUCAACCACCCAGGAGCUCUUUGGCUGUAUUGCCGAUCAGGACGUCACAGGGGAGAGCCCUUACAAGCUGCUGCAAAAAGACGACAUCAUACAGGACAUUAAGAGAAGAGCCACAGUGUCAGAUUUCAGCCCUGUGAAGAAGAUUGUGCUGGGCUACCCAGAGGAUGAGGUCCUUCUGGUUUAUGACAGGGACUUCACCUACAAUCGGGCUUUCUACCUGGUUCUGACACCAGAAGCCAAGGACAGAAUCCUCAAUCCCCCUGAGCCUGAGACCCCAGAAGUCUUUGAGACUGAAGUCAGUAAAACCCCAAGACCAAAGCAUUGGAUAUCUCUUGGCAGCGAGCAGGAAAUAGAAGAAAAAUCUGUAAAAGAGACCAUAAAAAAGCUGUGUUACAAGUUCUCCAGAGUGCGAAGGAAGUUUGGGGCACCGGUCUGUUUUUCCGACCGCAACACUGCAGAUGCUAAGGAUGGCUUCCUAGAGUGUGUUUCCUAUCAAGACAGCAGAUUCAGCAUCAAGCAGAUGCAGAGGGACUGCGGGGUGCAGGCUGUUCCCAGACUGCGGAGCAGCAGUGCUCAGACACAAUGGAAGUUUCAGAGGAAUAUCUUUACCCAGUACGUGCCAAGGGAGUUAAGCGACAAAGAAAAAGAGAACAUCCUCCAAUCUGAGAGUCUGAAGAAUUUUUGCAACUCAGUGACCCCCAGGGUUUUGCACGCCCUUCAGCAGCAAGAGAUCAUGAAUGUGUUCUCUGAUGACUGGAAAGAUCUGGGGACAGGUGCUGAAGGCAGUGAUUGGCCUGGGAAGGUUUACCAAGAUUUGAUGCUUUUUCAGGCCUUCACGGACCACAAGUACACUAAGGACAGGAAAAUCAACAGCAUUCACUGGCAUCCUACCAUCAACGGUGUGAUAGCCGUGGCUUUGACAGGAAAAAAGGGGGAGCAAUUGAUCGAUUCCACAACAGCUGUCACCAGACCUUCUCUCAUUCUCUUCUAUAGCUUUUCUGACCCCUCUAAUCCUCAGUUGCUGCUGGAGUGCCCGGUUGACAUUUCUGCCUUUGAGUUCUGCCCCUCUGAUCCAAAUAUUAUUGUUGGCGGCUGCGUGAAAGGCCAGGUUGUGUUGUGGGACAUUUCUGCUCACGUCACACACGUACAGGGAGCACAGCCUAGUGCUACAAAGGUCCCUGUCAACACUGACACAUUCGGCAUCGUUGACCACAAAGAGACUAAGACUCCUGUCGUGCAACACUGUGCGAUGUCUUCCUCAGAGGGCUGCCACAAAGGACCAAUUACUGAUGUCCAGUGGCUGCCACCAACAUUUGAGGUGACCAGGACAGGAUUACCAGUGGAGAACAAGAAUAAAAUUUCUGUUCAAGUUGUCACGUGCUCCCUUGACUGCACUCUAAUGUUCUGGGAUGUACGAGUGCAAAGACUGUUGAACCCGUCACUGUCAGGCAGGAAGCAGUCAAUGGAUCCCAAAACCAAGCCAACACCCAACAGUGUCCCUGACACUUUCAGACACCUUGACCGGACAUGGAAACCUUUGUUCAGGGUUUCCCUGCCAAAGAUCGAUACCAGUGGAGAAUACAUUCCUUUGAAGUUCAGCCUGGAGCACUACAUCUGUAAUGAUAAUAAUACAGAUGAAGCUACUGAAAAUGAAAAUGACUUGGAGGUCACCCCCGACUACAGCCAGCUAAGAAUGUCUUCAGCUAAAACACUCAGGACUCUGAAGGAUGUCAAUACCAAGCUCUAUAUUGGAACAGUGAACGGAGAGAUAGUUUACACUGACUGGAAACUGGAGAAGGAUGACUUUGGACGGCUGCUCAGUGCCAAGCCUCUCCACUGCUUCAGUAUCCACCCAAGGUCGGUGAAUUCAGUACAGCGAUCGCCCUUCUUCAAAGACAUUAUUUUGACAACAGGAGGCUGUAACUUCGCCAUCUGGAAGGAGGGAGUCAUGGAUGGCCCCAUGCUCCUGUCGUCAAGGUCUGAGCAGGAUUACACUGCGGCCUGUUGGUCCCUGUCCCGGCCAGCUGUUUUCUUCAUUGGGAAAAGGGAUGGCAGCAUUGAGGUGUGGAACCUGCUGGAAAAGACAUCUGAACCUACGCAGGUCCAAGAGCACAUCACCAAUUCCAUGAUUACCUGCAUCAAAGUCUGCAGCACCUCCUCUAAGCAGCAUUUGUUGGCUGUGAGUGACGACCAAGGACAGGUCUGUGUAUUAGAAAUCCCAAAGACACUCUACAUUCCUGCCAAGAGUGAGAGUUUGAAUGUGAAGAAAUACUUUGAGCUGGAGGAAGACAAUAUGAAGGUUGUUUUGAAGGAGGAAGAACUGUGUGGAAAACAGAAGAAGGAGGCGGAGGGACUGAAGAAGAGGACGGAGCCUGACAAGCCAACAGUCAAGUCCCUGGAUUUGAGCAAAGAGGAGUACAUGACGGAAUACGGUGAUUUCCCAUCGCUGAAUGAACACAACCUCAAGAACAUCGGCCUGUGGGUCGCUACAGCCGACACACCUGAUACCUGAUAUUACACACAUAAAUGGUAUUUAAUGUAAAACAUAAAACAGGUUUUGUUUUUCUAGAUUUUUUUUAAAAUAAAUCUGGUACUCUCAA
Molecule: messenger RNA, 2931 nt
Organism: Acanthopagrus latus (yellowfin seabream)
Lineage: Eukaryota; Metazoa; Chordata; Actinopteri; Spariformes; Sparidae
Gene: dnai3
Product: dynein axonemal intermediate chain 3
Exons: 22
Coding region: 225-2843 (872 amino acids)
Biological process (GO): cilium movement involved in cell motility; inner dynein arm assembly
Cellular component (GO): inner dynein arm
Molecular function (GO): dynein heavy chain binding; dynein light chain binding
Source: RefSeq, a predicted model, not a curated record